This is a messenger RNA of Daldinia childiae, 756 nucleotides long. RefSeq lists its product as uncharacterized. Bases 1 to 756 code for a protein of 251 amino acids. The record is from RefSeq and is a predicted model, not a curated record. The transcript has a single exon. NCBI's taxonomy places the organism in Eukaryota, Fungi, Ascomycota, Sordariomycetes, Xylariales, Hypoxylaceae.
AUGAAGACGGAGCUCAAGCACGUCACGGAUCACCUCACCACCCGCUCGCGUGAGGAGUUCGACGUAGCCGUAUACAACUUCAGCCUCAAUUUCUGGUUUGGCCUUACCUCCUCCACACCAAUUGACGUCUGGCCCGGCCUCUGGGAAGAGGUCGUGGAAAGCGUCUGGUUGUUCGCCCUCCCAUCGAAGGAUCGUUUUCUUCCACUACCUAAUACGUGGAAGAUUGCUCUGAAGCUUCAGGGCGGCAAAUUGAUAACUCUUGAGAUAUGCGACGGCACGCUACGACGUAGUCGAUCUGGCGAGCAACACCUAUUUCUUUUCCGCGCCUUCACUGAUGGUCGCGACCCAAGCCACGAUUUUGAGAGACUUCGUAAUACUAGCGUAUUUGUAACUGGACGCGACUGCGAGAAUAACCUCAGACUAAAGGACAUUGUGCACCAUGCGGAUCGCUCUGGAGAUAUAACCAAUUAUAGGCUGGUGAACGGUCGAGGCCGCCGCUAUUGGAUCUACAGGGUUCUCCAGAAGAUGCAGCCGUUAAUUAAGAGGAAAUCUGGAGUCCAGGCUUUCCAUAAGGAGGCAGAUGAUCUCAUGCGCCGCUGUUGGAUAUUUAAAUCGGAAAACACGGGCCAUUAUGGAUACCCAGAUGAGCCUGACAACCCUCUCAACAUCAAGGGUGGAAUUGACAUGUAUGGAGGAGGAAGGAUAGGGUUGCACAGUACCGUACAAAAAAUACCAGAAAUGGUAUGGGAAAAAUAA